Messenger RNA from Nerophis lumbriciformis (worm pipefish), 6427 nucleotides. RefSeq names its product sulfotransferase family 4A, member 1 (gene sult4a1). The record is from RefSeq and is a predicted model, not a curated record. Gene Ontology annotation, molecular function: sulfotransferase activity. Lineage: Eukaryota; Metazoa; Chordata; Actinopteri; Syngnathiformes; Syngnathidae.
AUGCACAAUGUUGUUGUCAGGCUUGUCACUGACAGUUUGGUUAUGUUUUGGUUUUUCCUCUGUGUGUUUUAUUUCCUGUCAGCGCUCUUAUUUUUAUUCAGUUUCCUGCUUGUCUCCCUGAGCGCUGUUUCCCCUCAGCUGCGGCUGAUUGGCACCUGGGCACACCUGGUGUCAAUCAGCCGGCUGCUAUUUAUACUUGCCUCGCCCUCCAGUCAGGGCUGGAGUAUUCUGUCAGGAAGUGGGGGUAACAAACCUCAAGAUGCAGAGAUGGCAGGCUUGAUACAGGAAGACAUGAUUUUUAAUGUCCAAAAAAUGCAGAAAAAACAGGAACCAGGAAACAGUGAACAGGAACCAGCAAACAGGAAAAAAGAACACUGGAGACAGCAAACAGUCCACAGCAUAGGCACCAGUCUACUUCAAGAGGUUGUGUAUCUCGUGAGUCAAGGAGCAGACCCAAAUGAGAUUGGCCUUAUGAACAUUGAUGAACAGUUGCCUGUCUUAGAGUACCCUCAACCAGGCCUGGACAUCAUAAAGGAGCUUAUGUCCCCCCGCCUGAUCAAAAGUCAUCUUCCCUACCGAUUCCUUCCCUCAGGAAUACACAAUGGAGAGGCAAAGGUAAUAUACAUGGCUCGUAACCCAAAAGACUUGGUAGUAUCCUACUACCAGUUCCACCGAUCUCUUAGGACCAUGAGCUACCGAGGAACCUUCCAAGAGUUCUGCCAGCGUUUCAUGAAUGAAAAGUUGGGAUAUGGUUCCUGGUUUGAACAUGUUUUAGAAUUUUGGGAACAUCGUAUGGACUCUAAUGUCCUCUUCUUGAAAUAUGAAGACAUGUACAAGGAUCUUGGGGCUUUGGUGGAGCAGCUAGCAUGGUUCCUGGGUGUGUCAUGUGACAAGGCUCAGCACGAGGCCCUGGUGGAGAGCUGCAACCAGCUUAUUGAGCAGUGUUGCAGUUCGGAGGUGCAGUCAGUUGGUAGGGGUCAUGUGGGUCUGUGGAAGGACGUCUUCACUGUGUCAAUGAAUGAAAAGUUUGAUGCGGUGUACAGACAGAAGAUGGGAAAUUCCAACCUGAACUUUCAUUUCGGCCUGGGAGAAAGAACUGAUUUUCACCCGGCAACUGAUUAACUUCACAAUCCAAUCCAAACAACUGCUCACUUAACUCCCAGUGCAUGAGCCUUACACGUUAAGUACGUGUCAUGACAUGAAUUUACAUGUUAUUCAAGUAUCCCUCAUAAGUCUAUUGUAACACUCCAAUUGGUUUUAAACACACCUGUGAAAUGUUUUACAAUUGUACAUGAGUUAAUGUACAAUCACACCAUACCAUACCAUACCAACUUUAUUUAUAAAGCCCUUUAAAAACAAACACAGUUAUGGAUAAAAAGAACAAACAAAACAAGUCACAAUUUAGAUUUAAAAAACAUUUUUUUACUUAAGAUUUAACAGCAUGUCCACAUUAGAUAUGGCAUUUCAGGUUCUCCUGUUUGUCUCCUUUGAAGUCCAGGAAUUGUUUUUCAAUAUUUUUUUGCUGAUUGGUUGUUAUGAUGUAAGUCUUGUAGUGGAUCCAGGAAUUUGUAAUGACAACAUGAAAUAAAUCACACACAAUCUUGCUUCAGUUUGCCAUGUGAUAGAAGCUCAGCAUGCGAUCACAGAGGUCCACACCGCUUAUGUUGUCAUUUGACUUCCUUAUGACAGCGUGUCUUCUCACAUGGACCUGGACUUGGUCUGCCUUUGACCAUCUACAGGAUCUCUUCCAUGUACAAAACCCAAAACCAGUGAAGUUGGCACGUUGUGUAAUUCGUAAAUAAAAACAGAAUACAAUGAUUUGCAAAUCAUUUUGAACUUAUAAUCAAUUGAAUACACUGCAAAGACAAGAUAAUGAAUGUUCGAACUGAGAAACUAUUUUUUUUUUUUGCAAAUAAUCUUUAACUUACAAUUUAAUGGCAGCCACACAGUGCAAAAAAGUUGGUACAGAGGCAUGUUUAGCACUGUGUUACAUGGCCUUUCCUUUUAACAACACUCAGUAAACAUUUGGGAACUGAGGAGACCAAUUUUUGAAACUUUUCAGGUGGAAUUCUUUCCCAUUCUUGCUUGAUGUACAGCUUAAGUUGUUCAACAGUCCUGGGUCUCCGUUGUGGUAUUUUAGGUUACAUAUUGUGCCACACAUUUUCAAUGGGAGACAGGUCUGGACUACAGGCAGGCCAGUCUAGUACCCGCACUCUUUUACUAGGGCGGUAUAGCUCGGUUGGUAGAGUGGCCAUGCCAGUAACUUGAGGGUUCCAGGUUCGAUCCCCAUUCCGCCAUCCUAGUCACUGUCGUUGUGUCCUUGGGCAAGACACUUUACCCACCUGCUCCCAGUGCCACCCACACUGCUUUAAAUGUAACUUAGAUAUUGGGUUUUCACUAUGUAAAGCGCUUUGAGUCACUAGAGAAAAGUGCUAUAUAAAUAUAAUUCACUUCACUUCACUUACUAUGAAGCCACGCUGUUGUAACACGUGGCUUGGCAUUGUCUUGCUGAAAUAAGCAGGGGCGUCCAUGAUAACGUUGCAACAUACUGUAUGUUGCUCCAAAACUUGUAUGUACCUUUCAGCAUUAAUGGUGCCUUCCCAGAUGUGAAAGUUACCCAUGUCUUGGGCACUAAUACACCCCCAUACCAUCACAGAUGCUGGCUUUUCAACUUUGCGCCUAUAACAAUCCGGAUGGUUCUUUUCCUCUUUGUUCCGGAGGAGACAACGUCCACAGUUUCCAAAAACAAUUUGAAAUGUGUACUCGUCAGACCACAGAACACUUUUCUACUUUGCGUCAGUCCAUCUUAGACGAGCUCGAGCCCAGCGAAGACGGCGGCGUUUCUGGGUGUUGUUGAUAAAUGGCUUAGGCUUUGCACAGUACAGUUUUAACUUGCACUUACAGAUGUAGCGACAAACUGUAGUUACUGACAGUGGUUUUCUGAAGUGUUCCUGAGCCCAUGUGGUGAUAUCCUUUACACACUGAUGUCACUAUUGGAUGUAGUACCACCUGAGGGAUCGAAGGUCUCAGGCAUUGCCGCUUACGUGCAGUUUUUUCUCCAGAUUCUCUGAACCUUUUGAUAUUGCGGACCGUAGAUGGUGAAAUCCCUAGAUUCCUUGCAAUAGCUCAUUGAGAAAUGUUCUUAAACUGUUUGACAAUUUGCUCACGCAUUUAUUCACAAAGUGUGGACCCUCGCCCCAUCCUUGUUUGUGAAUGACUGAGCAUUUCAUAGAAGCUGCUUUUAUACCCAAUCAUGGCACCCACCUGUUCCCAAUUAGCCUGUUCACCUGUGGGAUGUUCCAAAUAAGUUUUUGAUGAGCAUUCCUCAACUUUCUCAGUCUUUUUUGCCACCUGUGCCAGCUUUUUUUAAACAUGUUGCAGGCGUCAAAUUACAAAUGAGCAGAGGUGGGUAGUAACGCGCUACAUUUACUCCGAAACAUCUAGUUGAGUAACUUUUGGGAUAAAUUGUACUUCUAAGAGUAGUUUUAAUGCAACAUACUUUUACUUUUACUUGAGUAUAUUUAUAGAGAAGAAACGCUACUUUUACUCCGCUCCAUUUAUCUACAUUCAGCUCGCUACUGAUUUUUAUCGAUCUCUUAAUGCACACUUUGUUUGUUUUGGUUUCACCAUUCAAAUACAGUCACUGGUGACGUUUGACUCCGUUUCACCAAUCAAACAGAGCAAGGCGGUCACGUGAUUAUCUGCACAUAAAGUUUAAGCGGCAACAAGCUUAAGCUUACAUGAACUCAACGUGAAAUUUGAGGAAGCACAUCGCGUUAAGUAACGGUAGUAGAUAUUUUGGCUGUCACCGUAGGCUGACGUUAGCUUCCCUGCUAUGAUUCACUGUCAAAUGUACAUUGUGGGGACAUUUAUUAACACACUGCAGCCUCAUAGAGAGACAAAGACACACACACACGCACACACACACACGCAUGCAUAGAAACACCAAUCAGAAGUGCACAGUGUGUUCCCAGGUGCAGCCCACACCCUACACUUUAUGGUUUGCGUAAAGGCUAACUUUUUAUUUUCCUUUGUAAUCUCUGCCUACUGAGCCUAUGGUGCUGUUAAGUUAUUGUGGCUCAAUUUGCCUUAACAUUUUUUUUGUUGAUGUAUUAUUAUUUUAAUAUAUAUUAUUGUUUUAGUUGCUUAAGAGAUAUUCCUGGCUCUGAAUUUGCUCAUUGCUAUUUUUAUGUUUUUGUGCAUUAUUUGUUGCCGUCAUCAUUAAACGAACAGGUUACUCAGUACUUGAGUAGUUUUUUCACAACAUACUUCUUACUUUUAGUCAAGUAAAUAUUUGGGUGACUACUCCUUACUUUGACUUGAGUAAUACAUCUCUAAAGUAACAGUACUCUUACUUGAGUACAAUUUCUGGCUACUCUACCCACCACUGCAAAUGAGCUAAUAUUUGCAAAAAUAAAAGUUUUCCAGUUCGAAUGUUAAGUAUCUUGUCUUUGUAGUCUAUUCAAUUGAAUAUAGGUUGAAAAAGAUUUGCAAAUCAUUGUAUUCUGUUUUUAUUUAUGAUUUACACAUCGUGCCAACUUCACUGGUUUUGGGUUUUGUACAAUAGAAGCCAUCCUCACUGGCUUGCUGUUGAACCUAUUUGUGAUCAUCAACGCAAGACCUGUAACUACAAUCAAUGACGCUCUUAUCCUUCUUUCGUUAAUUGUCAUCAGGCAACUGACAUCGCUUUGGGAGAAGGUUUUUUUGUUGUGGUUCCAGCUGCUGGAAGUCCCUUAGCUAGUAAUUCUGGGAACAGUUUCAACCACGCGUAGUACUGCUGCUGCCCCAAGUCCCAAGCUGUGAUCUGCAAAAGUAUCCUUCCCUUGAUAAACUUUAAAGUCCUGCACCAAACUACCUGGACUAUAUAGAUUUCCUGACACAAAACGUCUGACGGGACAUCGGCCUACGAAAGGGAUCCUUUGCUCAGCUAUGCAUGCUUUUCCUGGUAUUGGCAGGCUUAGGCAAUCUUGCCGAGCAUUUUACUUUUGCAGCUGUAUGUAAAAAUGUUUCCACUGAAGUGGUAGUUAUGUGUUCUUUUCAGUCCUUUUGUUUUCUUUAAUGUUUCCCUCUUGUUUCCAUGGGGAUUUUUUACCUUAUUUUUUGUGGACUGUUUAUAUCUACACAGCAACCACAUCAUUCUCUAUUGUGGGAUAAUAAAGUCUAUCUUAUCUUAUCCUUACUCUGCCCAGAAAAAGUCUGACUUUCCAAAGAGUUUCUCUCUUUUUCUCUCUGUUACAUCCAUGUCAUGGACAGUUUUUAGUGACUUCUAGUCUGCUUGUCAUUUUGUUUUGCUGGGCCAAAACUUCUCGUAAGGCGAAUUGCAGAGUAUGUGCCAAAGAAGAGCCUCAUUUGUUCAGCGGUGGUUCUCAGACGCCCCCCAUCUAUUGCUCUGUCUCAUUUGUUAACGCUUGCUUGUGAAUGCAUCAAAGACUUUGUUCAAGUAUUCCAUAGGACUUCAGUUUUUACAAAUCUUGACAGUUGGUUUAGGCCUGGAUAAUAUUGGUUGAAAUCUAUAAUGGGAGGAAACAACUGCAAACUGUCAAUGUGGUGAUGAACAGUAUUUUACUAUUGAUCAUCUUUAAAGAUGGCAUACACCAUUUUGGAAGAGUCCUGUGAGAAAAAGGCCUGGAAAAAAACGUUAAAUAUUAUGUGAUAUUAUUGAUGAUGAAUACAUAAGAAGUUUGUUUUUUUCCAAAGCCUGAUGUUUUCCGAUUCUAGAAUAAGCCAUGUAACUUGAAAAUAUUGUUUACACAAUUGUUUGUACUGAACAUUCUGAAACCUGCACAUUUUUGUUGUUCAUUAAAAAUGUUGUUGCAAGGGAUAGGAAACACAUGCUGUUCCUUAAUGUAACUUAUGUCUGAAACAAAUAAAUCAUUACAAUGACUCUGCUGGGAGAAUCGUAUGUCUGCAACAACACUGAAGACUGGGAGUGGUCCUGCUGCUGUGUGUGUUUUUGCUAAUUCUGACCCUUUUUUCAUUGACUAAAUGUGUAAAUAAAUGUAUGAAUACAGAUCGCUGGUGUGAUAUUCCUCAACCUGAUACCGACCAAGUCUGCUACACGUAAACACAAACUUUACAUUUGUGAUCAGUUGCUGACGUCAUAGCACAGAGCGAAGGAUGAUAAAGUUAAGGGGUAAGUUAAGUUAAGGGUAAUGCCAAAUGGGUCAUCGCUACUGAGCAUGCACGCUAAAGGUUUCCUCGAACAAAAUAACCAUAGCAGUUAAGGUCAAACACGUUGGUAUGUUGUGGUUAUUUUUAGCAUUAUUUUACAUACCAGGAAAUAAACCAAAACCAAAACGGUAUAAACCUUGAAUAACCUAAAGUGCAUGGCUGGUUGUUUGUCUAGAGGCAACUUUAUGGUGACAGAAUGAAUGUCAACAAGUAUUUUGACAUGCUCAUAUAUGCAUAAUAAUAAUAAAAAAAACUG